UAGAUGUUCGAACCCCUCCGCCCCGAAUGUACACACAUCAUACAUGACAUAUGACACACACAGCUGACAGAUUCCUUCACCUCCCUGUUGUUUAAUGACAGUGGUGAUCGUUUCACAAAUCUACAUAGUAGCAGUAGUAAUAAUUCAAUAUUAUCAAAGUUAAUAUCAGGCUGAUAAUCAAACAAAUAAAAUCAACCAUCAUCUCGUCUUAACCCUCAAGCAGAAUAAUCAUGGGUCUCUGUACGUCUUGCUGCAAACAAUCUUCCUCCUACGAAGAUUUAACGCCUGAUCCAGCAGUGCGUCGACAACAACAAGUAGAAGCGGCAGAAAAACGAAUUGCUGAACAAGAGCGCAGAGGCAUAGGAAACAUUGAUUCAGUGAAAAGACAACAACAAAGAACUGAGGAAAUUGCUAAGCGUCAGGCAGAAGCUGGUAACGUUGAUCAACAGACUGGACUAAAGUGGCAAAUGAAUUGAUAUGUAAACCACCUUUUCAACACCAUCCUGGAGGAUGUGUGUGCCUUGGCGUUAGAGGUGCUGAAUUUUUACUGCACGUCUGAAAAACUAUUUUAUUGUGAUAUAUUACAUAUAAAUGUUUACAUACGCAUAUUAUACACUAUGCCCAUUUAUUUGAAAUGGUUCAAUUGAUUAUUAUCCAAUUGCCUUACACAGUAUUUGUAGCGUAUUUCUCUUUCCAAAUUGUACAUAUUUAAUAAGUCUGUCUAUAAAGAGUUGCAAUUACAAUUCAAAGUAUGAGGGAAACAAUUAGAAUUAAAGUUCAAUGUCUACAAUAUGUUUAUUACAAAUUGUAAUCCUUUUAUUCAACUAAUAUACAUGCCAUAUGAUAUUCUACUUGUAA
This is a messenger RNA of Athalia rosae (coleseed sawfly), 858 nucleotides long. RefSeq lists its product as uncharacterized. The transcript has 3 exons. The record is from RefSeq and is a predicted model, not a curated record. Gene Ontology annotation, biological process: negative regulation of VCP-NPL4-UFD1 AAA ATPase complex assembly; negative regulation of retrograde protein transport, ER to cytosol; positive regulation of autophagy. The coding region runs from base 231 to 476 and encodes 81 amino acids. Gene Ontology annotation, cellular component: endoplasmic reticulum membrane. NCBI's taxonomy places the organism in Eukaryota, Metazoa, Arthropoda, Insecta, Hymenoptera, Athaliidae.